AUGGCGAGUACAUCACAAGCGAAGCGGCAAAAACGGUCUCAUAAUCAAGAUCACAUCGAAAUUGAAGACCGUGUAGGUGGAAGUUUCGAUGCGAUUUUCAUUCCCGAAUCAAAUGAUUCUGGAGAUUCUGGAGAUUCUGGCUCCGAUUCUGAAUCAGAAAAUUCCCCAAAUUUCAUUGAUGAAAUUGAAAACGAUCCGAGUACUGCAAUUCCAAAAACGUCCUAUCAAAAGAUUUUGAAUAAUUAUGAAGAAGACCAAUCAAAGUUGGAGCCAGAUCAUAAUUAUAUUUGGGAGGAUGGAGAGAAAAAAUAUUACGAAUUUCCUAAAAACGAGAUUCUACUUCCUGGUUCCUCAAGAGAAGUUAUCCGCAAUGCUUCUAAUACUCAGUUGUUCGAGUUUUUUUUUUCUGAAGAAUUGAAAAACUUCAUAGUAGAAGCUACUCGCGAGAAUAAUUUCAAUAUGACAUCGAAUGAUUUGGAUGUUUUUUUGGGAAUAAUUAUAUUGUCAAUUUUCAAUGAGAGAAAAUCCCUAAGGGACUACUGGUCUCUAGAUCCCUUGUUGAUAUGCAAUCCCAUCGCUGAAGCAAUGAGUCGCAACGAAUUUUUGAAAAUAAAAUCAAAAAUAAAAUUAUCGAAAACCCAGUGUAGAGAUGUUGAUGACAGAGCUUGGAGAGUAAGAAAAGUUCUUGAUAUUUUCAGAAAAAACAUUCUCCAGUUCGGGUUUUUCUCCACAGCUCUAUCUAUCGACGAGAUGAUGGUAAAAUUCCAUGGAAGAACUAUUUUACAGCAGUUCAUAGCCAACAAGCCGGAGCGUUUUGGAAUAAAAAUGUGGGGCAUUUGCAGCGCAGAUGGAUUUUUAUUCGAUUGCGAUAUUUAUUGUGGCAAGGGUUCAAACAUUUAUUCCGCGAACAAAGAAACCAAAUUGAAAAAAUGUGCCUUGGGGAGUCGUGUCGUUAUGCAGAUGGUUCAAAAUCUGCUUACAUCGGUUGUUCCAAAAAAAAUAAUAAAGUAUCAUUUAUACUUUGAUAAUUUUUUUACCAACCCCGACCUACUGAUUCAUCUAAAAAAUCUUGGUUUGAGAGCGACAGGUACUGUGAGAGCAAAAAGAGUAAAAGUGAAAAAUGAUUUGGAUCAGAAGGUAGAGAGGGGUACAUUUUCUGCGAAGCACGAAAAAAAUAGUGGCAUGAACUUCAUCACUGUGAUGGAUUCGAAGCCGGUAUCAUUGCUCUCAACAAUCUCCGGUGUCACGCCGCUAUCAACAGUGAAACGGUUUUCCCGACAGGAAACGGCUUCAACACAUUUACCUUUCCCUUCAGCGUUCACGGGGUACAAUAACGACGGCACAAAAGUAGGGAGUAAAGAAGUAGGACUCGAAAUCGCGAGAAACUAUCUUGCAAAGGGCGGAAAGAAAAAUAAGAUAGCACACAAGAGUAUCACUGUAAAAUUGAAAAAGUGCUGUGAACACUAUCACAAGAACGCAGAAAAUGUGUAUGAACUGCAACGUUUAUCUAUGUUCCACCUGCUUUACGCUCGUCCAUACCAAAAAAAAAUAGUCUUUGGUUCAUUGGCAGGGGAAUAG
Molecule: messenger RNA, 1578 nt
Organism: Diprion similis
Lineage: Eukaryota; Metazoa; Arthropoda; Insecta; Hymenoptera; Diprionidae
Product: piggyBac transposable element-derived protein 3-like
Exons: 2
Coding region: 1-1578 (525 amino acids)
Molecular function (GO): sequence-specific DNA binding
Source: RefSeq, a predicted model, not a curated record